Messenger RNA from Lucilia sericata (common green bottle fly), 494 nucleotides. RefSeq names its product CCR4-NOT transcription complex subunit 4-like. Gene Ontology annotation, biological process: protein ubiquitination. Gene Ontology annotation, cellular component: CCR4-NOT complex. Gene Ontology annotation, molecular function: ubiquitin-protein transferase activity. Lineage: Eukaryota; Metazoa; Arthropoda; Insecta; Diptera; Calliphoridae. The record is from RefSeq and is a predicted model, not a curated record. The annotation marks the transcript as partial. The transcript is spliced from 4 exons.
ACGACCAUUUAGCGUAAAUAUCUUUAAAUGUUAAACUGAAAAAUUAAUUUGGAUAAAAAAAUUAAUGCAGUAAAUGUAAUAAUUUAUUUGGAUGGUGAAUUUAUUACAAUUGAUUUGGUAAAAAAUCGAAUUCCUAAACAUUUUACAUCGAUUGUGCGAAUGUUAUGCAUAUAUGUAUGCAAAACCAAUUGCACCAAUACAUAUCUAAAGUUAAAAAGGUGCAAAAUUUACGUCACAAAAAGGACGUGUUAAUUCCAACAUACUAUAUAAAUAUGAAUAAUUUAAACAAUAGUGUUGAUGAACCAGUUGAAUGCCCUUUGUGUAUGGAACCACUGGAAGUAGAUGAUCUUAAUUUUUUCCCAUGUACUUGUGGAUACCAGAUUUGUAGAUUCUGCUGGCACAGAAUUCGAACGGACGAAAACGAGUUAUGCCCAGCAUGUCGAAAAGAAUAUCCCGAAAAUCCUGCUGAUUUUAAGCCAUUAACUCAAGAAGAG